This is a messenger RNA of Acomys russatus (golden spiny mouse), 4691 nucleotides long. RefSeq names its product B-TFIID TATA-box binding protein associated factor 1 (gene Btaf1). Gene Ontology annotation, molecular function: ATP-dependent chromatin remodeler activity; TBP-class protein binding; ATP binding. The record is from RefSeq and is a predicted model, not a curated record. NCBI's taxonomy places the organism in Eukaryota, Metazoa, Chordata, Mammalia, Rodentia, Muridae. The coding region runs from base 24 to 3956 and encodes 1310 amino acids. The transcript is spliced from 24 exons.
GUAAGCUAACUUCCAGGAUCUACAUGUCAUCACUUGGAUUCUGUUUUUGUUUUCAGAAUUCUUCAUCUUGGCUUAUACCUAUCCUGUCUGAUAUGCUGAGACACAUUUUUCAGUUUUGUGUUUUAGAAAGCAGCCAGGAAAUUCUGGAUCUUAUUCACAAGGUCUGGAUGGAAUUGUUGGACAAGGCUUCAGUUCAGUAUGUGGUUGCAGCUGCUUGUCCGUGGAUGGGUGCUUGGCUUUGUUUAAUGAUGCAGCCUUCUCAUUUACCUAUUGAUUUAAAUAUGCUGCUAGAAGUAAAAGCUAGAGCCAAGGAAAAAACAGGUGGUAAGGUACGUCAAGGCCAAAUCCAGAAUAAAGAAGUCCUUCAGGAAUAUAUUGCAGGUGCAGACACCAUCAUGGAAGACCCAGCUACGAGAGAUUUUGUAGUUAUGAGGGCCAGGAUGAUGGCAGCUAAGUUGUUAGGAGCACUUUGUUGCUGUAUUUGUGAUCCAGGUGUAAAUAUGGUAAACCAAGAAAUUAAACCAGCAGAAUCCCUUGGCCAGUUACUGCUCUUCCAUCUGAACUCCAAAUCUGCUUUACAGAGAAUUAGUGCUGCAUUAGUAAUCUGUGAAUGGGCUGCUUUACAAAAGGAAUGUAAAGCUGUUACCCUAGCUGUGCAGCCACGUUUACUUGAUAUCCUUUCAGAACAUUUGUAUUAUGAUGAAAUUGCUGUUCCAUUUACACGAAUGCAGAAUGAAUGUAAACAGUUUAUAUCAUCAUUAGCUGAUGCACAGAUUGAAGUUGGUAAUAGAGUAAACAACAAUGUUUUAACAAUAGAUCAAGCUAAUGACUUGGUAACUACUGUUUUUAAUGAAGUCACAUCAAAUUUUGAUUUAAAUCCUCAAGUGUUACAGCAUUUAGAUAGUAAACGACAUCAGGUCCAAAUGGCAGUUGCAGAGACGAACCAGGAGUGGCAAGUGUUGCAGUUGAGAGUGCAUACUUUUGCUGCAUGUGCAGUUGUAAGCUUGCAGCAGCUUCCAGAGAAAUUAAAUCCUGUCAUAAAACCACUAAUGGAAACAAUUAAGAAAGAAGAGAACACACUAGUGCAGAACUAUGCUGCUCAGUAUAUAGCUAAGCUUCUUCAGCAGUGUACAACCAGGACGCCGUGCCCUAAUUCAAAAGUUAUUAAAAACCUCUGUAGCUCUCUUUGUGUGGACCCAUACCUCACUCCCUGUGUAACAUGUCCAGUACCAACACAAAGUGGCCAGGAAAAUUCUAAAGGAUCCAACUCAGAAAAAGAUGGAAUGAGCCAUACUGUCACCAAGCACAGAGGCAUCAUUACACUGUAUAGGCACCAGAAAGCAGCUUUUGCUAUCACAAGCAGGCGAGGCCCUAUCCCCAAAGCAAUCAAAGCUCAGAUAGCAGAUCUGCCUGCAGGAAGUAGUGGCAAUAUCCUGGUUGAACUUGAUGAGGGUCAGAAGCCUUACCUGGUACAACGGAGAGGAGCUGAAUUUGCCUUAACAACUAUAGUGAAGCAUUUUGGUGCUGAAAUGGCAGUGCAGUUGCCACAUCUUUGGGAUGCUAUGGUUGGCCCAUUGAAGACUAUGAUUGACCUAGAUAAUUUUGAUGGUAAGUCCCUUCUGGAAAGAGGUGAUGGUCCUGCUCAAGAGCUGGUGAGUUCUCUGCAAGUUUUUGAAGUAGCAGCAGCUUCGAUGGAUUCUGCACUUCAUCCCUUGCUGAUACAGCAUUUGCCUCAUCUUUAUAUGUGCCUUCAGUACCCCAGCACUGCAGUGAGGCACAUGGCAGCUCGUUGCAUAGGUGUCAUGAGUAAAAUAGCUACCAUGGAAACAAUGAAUAUCUUUUUGGAGAAGGUACUUCCGUGGCUAGGAGCAAUUGAUGACAAUGUCAAACAAGAAGGUGCAAUUGAAGCACUUGCCUGUGUAAUGGAGCAAUUGGAUGUUGGCGUUGUUCCGUAUAUUGUCCUUUUAGUUGUCCCUGUGUUGGGAAGAAUGAGUGAUCAGACAGACAGUGUGAGGGUCAUGGCUACUCAGUGCUUCGCAACGCUAAUUAGACUGAUGCCACUUGAGGCAGGCAUUCCAGAUCCUCCAAACAUGUCAGAAGAGUUAAUCCAGUUGAAAGCAAAAGAGCGACACUUUUUAGAGCAAUUAUUAGAUGGAAAGAAGUUAGAAAAUUACAAGAUCCCAGUACCAAUCAAUGCUGAACUGAGAAAGUAUCAACAGGAUGGUGUGAACUGGUUAGCCUUUCUUAAUAAGUAUAAGCUUCAUGGAAUUCUGUGUGAUGACAUGGGCUUAGGAAAAACACUGCAGUCUAUCUGCAUUCUAGCAGGAGAUCAUUGUCAGAGGGCCCAGGAAUAUGCAAGAUCAAAAUUGGCAGAAUGUAUGCCACUUCCUUCCUUGGUGGUCUGUCCACCAACAUUAACAGGUCAUUGGGUAGAUGAAGUAGGUAAAUUUUGCUCCAGAGAAUAUCUCAAUCCAUUGCAUUAUACCGGCCCUCCCACUGAAAGGAUAAGGUUACAGAAUCAAGUAAAAAGGCAUAAUCUGAUAGUAGCUUCAUAUGAUGUUGUGAGGAAUGACAUAGACUUUUUUAGAAAUAUUAAAUUUAACUACUGUAUUCUUGAUGAAGGCCAUGUCAUAAAAAAUGGAAAAACCAAACUGUCAAAAGCAGUAAAACAACUGACUGCUAACUAUAGGAUUAUUCUUUCUGGAACACCAAUCCAGAACAAUGUUUUGGAGUUGUGGUCAUUAUUUGAUUUUCUUAUGCCUGGAUUUUUGGGUACUGAACGCCAGUUUGCUGCUCGAUAUGGCAAACCCAUAUUAGCGAGUAGGGAUGCACGGAGCUCCAGUCGAGAACAAGAAGCAGGGGUCCUUGCAAUGGAUGCGCUGCACCGGCAAGUCCUGCCAUUCCUUCUGAGAAGACUGAAAGAAGAUGUUUUGCAAGAUCUUCCACCUAAAAUUAUUCAAGACUAUUAUUGUACUCUUAGCCCUCUCCAGGUUCAGCUUUAUGAAGACUUUGCUAAGUCUCGCGCCAAAUGUGAUGUUGAUGAGACCGUGUCUUCAGCUGCACUUUCAGAAGAAACUGAAAAACCAAAACUUAAAGCUACAGGUCAUGUAUUCCAGGCAUUACAAUACUUACGUAAACUGUGCAACCAUCCAGCAUUGGUCUUAACCCCUCAGCAUCCAGAAUUCAAGAGUACUACUGAAAAACUGGCAGUUCAGAAUUCUUCUCUUCAUGAUAUUCAACAUGCCCCUAAACUCUCAGCCUUGAAACAAUUGCUGUUGGACUGUGGUUUGGGAAGUGGCAGCUCUUCGGAGAGUGGCACAGAGUCUGUUGUGGCUCAGCACAGAAUACUGAUCUUCUGUCAGCUUAAAAGCAUGCUUGAUAUAGUAGAGCACGAUCUGCUCAGGCCUCACCUGUCCUCUGUCACUUACCUGAGACUAGACGGCAGCAUACCUCCUGGACAGAGACAUUCUAUUGUUUCCCGGUUUAACAAUGACCCAUCCAUUGAUGUUCUUUUACUCACAACCCAUGUUGGUGGCCUAGGGCUGAACUUGACUGGUGCUGACACUGUGGUGUUUGUGGAGCAUGACUGGAACCCUAUGCGAGAUCUACAGGCCAUGGACCGGGCCCAUCGCAUUGGGCAGAAACGUGUGGUUAAUGUCUACCGGUUGAUAACCAGAGGGACACUAGAAGAGAAGAUAAUGGGCUUGCAGAAAUUCAAGAUGAACAUAGCCAACACCGUUAUUAGCCAAGAGAAUUCUAGUUUACAGAGCAUGGGGACUGAUCAGCUUCUUGACCUGUUUACUCUGGAUAAGGAUGGCAAAACCGAAAAGGCUGACAGCUCUGCUUCUGGAAAGGCGAGCAUGAAAUCAGUUCUUGAAAGCCUGAGUGACCUCUGGGAUGCCGAGCAGUAUGAUUCUGAGUAUAACCUGGAGACCUUCAUGCGUUCCCUUGAGUGACUGCUGCACGAUGGGACGCAACUGCUGCUAGUUCAGUUACAUUCUGCUGAUAUUCAGCAAAUUCCUACAUCUAUGGUGAACUUUAACUGAAUGUAUAAAUAGUUCUGAAGAAUAUUCAGCAUAGUGCUGGCCCUUGUUUCACUGGGGAACAAGUUACUUUCAAAUAUUUGCACUGUAUUAAAUUUAAAUGUUAAUGUGAAAAGAUUUAAAUUUUACAUGCUGAACAGCUGCAGACGAGGACGUGGCCAGGUCUCCAUGUGCUACCAGGAGGGAGGUGCUUACGCAGGGACAGCCUCCUCUACAGUCACCUGUCCACAGCGAGAUCCACCAGUGCUGGGGUGUUUGUAUGCAUUGUGUUCUUUAAACUAGUACUUUGUUUUUAUAAUUGAUUACAAAUAGGGCUUCUUUUGUAUAAAAGCCUUAAUGAGCCAUACUUUUCAGAAUUUCAGAAUGACUAUUAUUAGUCAGCCCUAGAACAUGAAAAUGUUAAGCAAUGAAUUGAACCAUGCCCUGUGGCAACCUUUGUAUAUUUAAUGCAAAUGCAUAUAGCGUUUUUCAAAUCUUUAACAUCACUCUGUUCACUUUUAAAGUAUAGUAACUAUUCCAAAUGCAGGUACUGGGGUAUUUGAGGCUACAAUAGCAUCCUGUUAGAGGGUGGGAUUGUGUCUAAUUUAUCUAAUGGCUAGGAUACAGCCAGAUUCAAAGAACAUAUAUGUAUUCAGUAGGUUUCAAUCA